UGUCAUAAUGAGAAUGAGCGUCAGUAAAAGCAGCAGCUGCUUUGACAGCUUUUAAGAUUAAUCUCCCCAAAAAACAUCUUUGCUCCGGACCAUGCGCAGAGUAACCAAGCGCACCAUGAGGGUUCCUUCUGCUUUUUUUCUUUUUUGACAGUAAUGUGUCACAAUAACACUGCUUGUCAGAUGCGGGUCGAAUAAAUAAGGGUGGGCUGUGGUAAGAGGAACAGGAAGAAGAAGAAGAAGAAGAAAAAGAGUGAGUGAGAGAAGGUUGCAAAGCGCACAGAAAGGGCGAGAGCUUGUCACGUCGGCACGUGAAACUCGACUUUGCUGGGGGGUGUUUUUUCUUCUUCUUUUCCAUAAAGAUAUUGACAAAACAAGUGAGAAGCCAAAAUGCUGAUCUCCGUCUGCGGUGACUUUGAGGGAUGAUGUUUUGAAGAGACAAAGUUUGAGAAAUAAAGGGGUCGACAGUGAGCUUAACGGACUGCGCAGGGAUCAGAGUUGAAAUGGCUGAAGAGGGGCUGCUGGAGCGUCUCGUCAUCACCGAGGAGGGAGACGUGACUGAGGGUGUCACCGAACGGGGGUCAGAGAGCAGAUCACUUGUCCCCGCACUGAGCUUCAGCGGUGAGACGGCUCUGAAAAAGGAAGAGGAACAUACAGGAGAGGCCAAGAGCGGAGAAGAUAUGGCGAAGUGUUUAGAAGAGCAGGAAGGAGCAGAGAAACAACAAACCGAAGCUGAGGAUGACCAGACAAGGGGGGUUGUUGGGACUGGGGAGGACAAACCUGAGAAAUUUGAGAAUGAAGGACAAAACAGAGGUGAUAGUGAGAGUGAAGGGCAGACACAUGUGGUGAUGAGGAUUAAUGAAAAACCUGAGAAAGCCAGUGACACAGAGGAUGGAAAGGCUCCACAAAAAGACCCCCAAGUGGACAUUAAGAGUUUAAAUUCCUCCGAGCAACAACCUGAAGGGACAAGAAAUCAAGAAGAGGAUCCAAAAAAGGCUCACCGGUUAACUCCUGACUUCCCGGAUACCCUGUACGAGCUGCUCUGCACCCUUCAGGAGGGGAGACGGCUCAAUGACCAGCGCUGCUCCUUCAGGCUGGAGGGUGGGAUGAGGAGGAGGAGGUGCCACUCUGAGCCCAACACCUCCAAGCCAGCCAACAGAGUCAUAUUUUCCUCCAUGACUUCACUGCAGAAAGAGGAGUUUUUCGAGCUGGUGGCCACCGCUCAGGCUCGCCGUCUGGAUGACCAGAGGGCGCAGCUCGAAAAAGCUCAGCCACCGAAACCGAAAUCCAGAGGUUUCAGGGGCAGCAUAAAGCAACUCUCUUUUGUGAAAAGGCCUGCGCCCACGCCUCCACCAGCACCCGCCCCCGUGCCAAAAGAAGAUCUGUAUAAUAUGAUUCUCACCACACAAGCCCAGGGCAGACUGGAGGAUCAGCGCUGCAGGCCUCCCGGUCCCAUGGACGAUGAGGACUUCUUCUCCCUGCUCCUGAGGGUCCAGGGGGGACGCAUGGACGAGCAGAGGACUGAACUACCCUGCCUGCUGCAAACCUGAGAAAAAAAAAAAAAAAAAAAAAAAAAACAUGUGGGGCUACAGUGGGAGUCAUCCAGUAUUGUAGCUUUGUUUGUCUUUUUUUUCUGUUAAAACAUGUUUUUUUGUUGUUGACCUUCAUGAUGCUUUGUUUCGGGGGGUUGUUAUCCCUCUUGAUAGUGUUGGUCAGUGCAACAAAAAAAAAACCCGCAAUUGUUUGAGCAACAGAGCUUUUAAUGCAACUUGAGAGAUGUUCUUGAUGAGAUUGUUAAGUUUACUGCCAGUUAGUCUUUUUCUUUCCUAGUAAAUAGGAUCAGCAGAUAUGCUUUCUUAUCUUGCAAAACUUUGUAUUUUAUUGGGUGUAUGUGAUGAGUGCUUGAAUUAUUAGUGUGUGUAUGUGGAGCAGGAAGUCUGCUGAUCUCUGUUGUUUAUACUUGUUUGUACUGCAGACAUUGAACACACCGGAGAUGGUGUUAUGGAGAUAAUAGCUCCAAGGCCACACAGUGCUUGACUGUAUAUGGAUGAUUCUCCUCCAGAAAAUAAACACAAUGUUUAUCUGA
Anoplopoma fimbria (sablefish) is the source of this 2083-nucleotide messenger RNA. Its product is annotated as G-protein-signaling modulator 1. The transcript has 5 exons. Gene Ontology annotation, biological process: regulation of inflammatory response. Lineage: Eukaryota; Metazoa; Chordata; Actinopteri; Perciformes; Anoplopomatidae. The record is from RefSeq and is a predicted model, not a curated record. Bases 501 to 1547 code for a protein of 348 amino acids. Gene Ontology annotation, molecular function: GTPase regulator activity; protein binding.